Hirsutella rhossiliensis is the source of this 2691-nucleotide messenger RNA. Its product is annotated as endonuclease-reverse transcriptase domain-containing protein. The record is from RefSeq and is a predicted model, not a curated record. The coding region runs from base 1 to 2691 and encodes 896 amino acids. Lineage: Eukaryota; Fungi; Ascomycota; Sordariomycetes; Hypocreales; Ophiocordycipitaceae. The transcript is spliced from 10 exons. Gene Ontology annotation, molecular function: zinc ion binding; nucleic acid binding.
AUGUGCGAGGGUAUCGAGGAACGAGAGCAUCAGCAGCGAUUGAAAGAGACCCUCAAUGGGCAGAAUGAGAUCAUCCGCGACCAACAAGAGAUAAUCCGAAAACAAAAAGAAGAGGCAGAGAAGCAGGAGAAGACCAACCAGGAACUCAUCCUUCAAUGGGAAGACAUCAAGCAGCAGAUGAGAGAUCAACUUAAGCAUGUCCAACAACAACUCGAAGCCACCAUCGUGGGAUCAGCGGUUACCCCGCCCAGCACUUUCGCCGAGGUCGCGCGUUCAUCGCCGUCGCCACAACACAAUACCGUCCGAUCGGUUUCGUCCGGUAGCACUGCGGCAUCCAAUGCAAACGAGCUUUUCUGCAUGAUUGACACUUCACGAGCCAUUGAAAGUGAGGUCAGGACAAAGGAAGGCCAGGCGACCUGGAGGGAUGAAGUUGAGCUACAACGAGUCAAGGAAGCUGCGCAGAAAACGGCGGUGACUGGAGCUCGAGUGAUGAGAGAUCAGCUUUACCCAGUCAAAGUCGAUAACGUCAAUCGAACCGCGAUCCUCGACGGAGAAGGCAACAUCUUACAAGGUGCAGCCGAGGCUCUCGGCGCCGAAAAUAAUGUCUCAAUCGGCAAGAUCACCUGGCUGAGCAACAAAGAAACAAGCAAAGCAUACGGGUCUAUGGUAGUCUAUGUGACGAAAAAGAACGAUGCGAAGAAGCUUUUGGAUGGCAAGUACUUUGAUCUGGCCGGAGAGUCGGCGUGCACCAAUCCCUUCGAACCCCGCAAGGGACCGAUGCAGUGCUUCAACUGUCAAGAAAUGGGUCAUAAAGCCUUCAGGUGCAAGAAACCUCAGCUCAAUGUGCGAAAACGGGAACCAGUACAACAGAGUUUGAUGAAUGACGAGGACCUCAAGGAUUACGGAGUGCUGGCGGUCUCCGAACCGUACGCCAGGAUGAUCGACGGCAAGGUGGUGACAAGCCCCAGGAUGCACAGCAACUGGACGAGAAUAUUGCCAACGCACAUGAGCGACGGCCCCUGGCCGAUCCGUAGUAUGCUUUGGGUGCGAGACGACGUCGAAGUGGUGCAGAUGCCGAUGCCAUCAGCGGAUCUCACGGCAGCGGUGCUUCGACUGCCGGAGAGGAGCGUCCUGGUGGUAUCGGUCUACGUGGAAGGGCAAAGCACAGAAGCGCUGAAGAGCACUACUGGGCUAUUGCAUGACUUGAUCCAAAGAUUCCGUCAAGGCUCUGAUCAGGAAAGCACCAUCGAUUUGGUGUUGACGACGUCAGAGUUGGCAGACGAAGUGGCAACAUGCGCCAUCCAUCCGACCGAUCAUGGCUCAGACCAUAGAGCUAUUCAGACGACUUUUGACAUCACGAUGCCCGAGAGAAGUGCGAGGCCAAGACUCCUGUUUAAGAAUGCCCCUUGGAAUCUCAUACGAACCCGGGUGAAAGACAAUCUGCGACUCUUGCCUUGGGCUGUCGACGUUCAAACCCAGACGGAUCAACUGAUGCGGAUCGUCCUGGAGGCUAUCCACGAACUGACGCCUCGGGCACGGCCGUCACCGUACGCAAAACGUUGGUGGACCAAGGAUCUCACACAACUUCGGCGGACACACACGUUCUGGCGAAACCAAGCGAGGACGCAACGACGAGGAGGCCAACCGCGACCGGACCUCGAACGGCGGGCCAAAGAAGCGGCGAAAGAGUUCCACGAUGCCAUUCGACACCAGAGGAAGGCGCAUUGGGAUGACUUCCUCUCCGACGAUGCCAACAUCUGGAAGGCGACUAAAUAUCUUAAAGCCGGCAAGAGCACUACGGGCGACAAGGUGCCACCUUUGAGGAAAGGGGAUGGAUCGACGACCGAGGAUAAAGCAGACCAGGCAGACGAGCUGCUCAUUGCCUUCUUUCCACCCUUGCCUGCGAGAAUCGAGGAUGAGGGGGUGCGACCACAGCGGAAAGCGGUGCCCAUGCCCGGACUGACAUUGGGAGAGAUCGAGGAAAAGGUCAUGACAGCGAAACCGUGGAAAGCACCUGGAGAAGAUGAGCUUCCGACAGCGGUGUGGAGACAACUCUGGCCGGUGACAAAGGAUCGGAUAUUUGCUCUCUUCGAUGCAUCUCUCCGAGACGGCGUUGUACCUCGCCAAUGGAAAAGCGCGAAAAUUGUCCCACUGAAGAAGCCACACAAAGACGACUACACGGUAGCCAAGGCGUGGCGACCAAUCUCGCUUUUGUCGACGCUUGCGAGAAAGCGACGAUCUGCCGAGCAGGCGCUAUUGCUGCUACAGGAACAAGCUUACAAGGCUUGGCGCAACCACAAGGUGCUUAGCCUGAUCAGUUUUGACGUCAAGGGCGCCUACAAUGGAGUUUGCAAGGAUAGACUGCUCGAGAGGAUGAAGGCGAGAGGGAUACCAGCCAAACUGAGAAGGAUCAAGGCGGAAAGCGGCUCGAUUGCGUUCGUCGACGACUACUCGGCCUGGGUAACCGGGCCCACUGCGGAAGCGAACCGGGAGGGUAUCCAAGCGAUCAUCGACGAUGCACUUGAGUGGGAAGUGCGCAGCGGCCAAGAGGACCACAUGAUGAAAGCGGCUGCCAGUGGACUUAGCGCCGCAAUGGGCCUGAGAAGGCUGAAGGGCCCCCUUUCCGCUCCCUGUGCCCGAUUUUUAGUCUCCCUGUGCACCUUACCGUACUUGGCAAGACUCCACACGUAG